CGAAAAAAACAAAUUAUAAACUAAAAAAAAUUUAAAAAAAUUGCAGAGAUUUUCCUCUUUCUCUCUCUAAAACCUCGAAAAAAAUCCAAUGGAACGAAAUGAAGCCCAACAACACUACUUCACCACCAACACCCCCACCACUGUCAACACCACUCCGUCAACGACUAAUGGCCUCCUGCCGCCGCCCAACGAGAGUGGCGGGCCCCACCACCACAUGGUGUACCCUCAUUCAGUGCCCCCGGCGGUGACGUCACCUCUGGAGCCCGCCAGGCGGAAAAGAGGGCGGCCGAGGAAGUAUGGUACCCCCGAACAGGCCAUGGCCGCCAAGAAAAUGGCGUCUUCGACCUCGAAGGAGCGGAGAGAACAGCAGCAGCUGCAGCAGUUGGCUCUUGGUGGCGCCGGUGCUACGCUUUCCGGGUCUUCCGGGAAAUCUCAGUUGCUUGGCUUAGGCAAUGCUGGUCAAGGUUUUACUCCACAUGUUAUCAAUGUAGUUGCAGGAGAGGAUGUGGGCCAAAAAAUAAUGAUGUUCAUGCAACAAAGCAAGCGGGAAUUGUGUAUAUUGUCUGCUUCUGGUACGAUCUCUAAUGCAUCUCUCCGGCAGCCAGCGACAUUGGGUGGUAACAUUGCUUAUGAGGGCCGGUUUGAAAUAAUCUCACUAUCUGGAUCUUAUGUUCGGACUGAAGUUGGUGGGAGGACUGGUGGGCUCAGUGUAUGUCUAUCAAGUGCAGAUGGGCAAAUUAUUGGAGGAGGAGUUGGUGGACCUCUAAAGGCUGCUGGUCCAGUUCAGGUUAUUGUUGGUACAUUUAUUAUUGACAACAAGAAGGAUGGUAGUGUUAAUGCGAAAGGUGAUGCCUCCAGUAGCAAGUUGCCAUCUCCAGUUGCUGGAACUUCGGUAUCUAAUGUUGGCUUUCGCUCAGCUUUUGAAGCUCCAGGAAGAAACCCUAUCGUCUCAAAUGACGAUCAUCAGAGUUUUGGGGGAAGUCAUUUCAUGAUGCAACCACAGGGCCUGCAUUUGGCACCUCACCCCACAGAUUGGAGGACCGGUCUAGAUGAUAGAACUGCUUUUGAGUUGACAGGAAAAACAGGUCAUGGAGCUCAUCAAUCACCAGAAGACGGGGACUAUGAUUAGAAUGAAGAUCAGAAAGUGCUAUUUUGUCUUAGAUGAAUUUAAGUUACAGCUUUUUUGCAAGAGCGAAUAGAAAACAACUCUCCUUGGCCCUUGCACCCGGAGUGUAAUAUGAUAUACAUGUACAGGUUGGCCGUUUACUCUUUCGUUAGUUGAUGCUGAUUAGAUUACGCACCAUAAAGUAAGGAGAUGGCCUGUGAAAAUCGUAGCUACUUUGCUUAGUUGUUCAAAUGGUUUCUACCUUAUUUUUGCAGCUAAUUUUAUCACUUUCGAGUUGCAUAAAUCCUCUCUGGUUUAGGGAAACGUGGGGACCCCAUUAGUGAUAACAUAUAACAGUUGUGCAUUUAGUCUUGAAAUUAUUGAUUGUUGAAAGCCUUUGAAUUAAGUUGUGAUUCCCAUAAUUAAAAGAAGACAUUUCAUGUUUGACAAUUUACUGGGAAUUGUGGUUUAUUUGUCA
This is a messenger RNA of Hibiscus syriacus, 1583 nucleotides long. Its product is annotated as AT-hook motif nuclear-localized protein 14-like. Bases 89 to 1129 code for a protein of 346 amino acids. NCBI's taxonomy places the organism in Eukaryota, Viridiplantae, Streptophyta, Magnoliopsida, Malvales, Malvaceae. Gene Ontology annotation, molecular function: minor groove of adenine-thymine-rich DNA binding. The transcript is spliced from 7 exons. The record is from RefSeq and is a predicted model, not a curated record.